Molecule: messenger RNA, 1029 nt
Organism: Kuraishia capsulata CBS 1993
Lineage: Eukaryota; Fungi; Ascomycota; Pichiomycetes; Pichiales; Pichiaceae
Exons: 1
Coding region: 1-1029 (342 amino acids)
Cellular component (GO): catalytic step 2 spliceosome
Molecular function (GO): protein binding; RNA binding
Source: RefSeq, a predicted model, not a curated record
AUGUCGCUUGUAGCAAAGAGACAGAAAACGAAUAAUGUUGUUGGAACUUUCGAGGGCCAGACAGCUUCUUCGCUUUUAGUAAGCCCAGCUGUGGCUCUUACAGGCCACGAAGGAACAGUUCUGUCUUCCUCGUUCAGUAAUGACGGGUCGCGAUUGGCUUCUGGUGGAAUGGACAGGAAUAUUCUCCUUUGGCGGAUUCCCUGGGGAAAUUUGUCUGAUUUGGGUGCAAUAAACUAUGGAGAAAUUACCGGACACAAGAGUGCAGUCACGAGAGUGAGAUGGUCCAAAGACGACUCCAUGCUUGUUUCUUCGUCUGCAGAUUCUACGGUUGGAUUUUGGGAUGCCGAGACUGGAACAAGAAUACGAAAGUGUUUGGGUCAUGAAGGAGUGGUUAAUGAUGUUUCUGUGGGGCUAUCGAAAGAUGAUGUUAAUGUGGAGGCUGUAAGUGCAGGUGAUGAUGGUGUGGUUUAUCUUUGGGACUCGAGAUACAAGAGACCUGUCUCUUCUUUCAGGACAGAAUUUCCUCUUCUGGCGACAGCAACGAGCAAGGAUGGAUAUAGGGUGUUUGCAUCUGGAAUUGAUCCCACCAUUUACUGUAUCGAUAUACGAUCUACUGAAAAGCCUCUUUGGACCUGCGAGUCUCACCAGGACACGGUGACAUCGUUGGUUCUUUCUCCAGACGAAGAGUUGCUCUUCUCUCGGUCUGACGAUUCAAAGGUUAGAUCUUAUGUCUCCAAAGAAUUUGUGCCCGAGACCACCCCCAGGCCGCGUCCGUAUGUGUAUGACGGAGCUCCUGCUGGUACUGACAACAUUCCGAUUCGCUUGACAAUGAGCAAGAACGGCAAGCUGCUAGCCUCCGGAGGAGGUGAUAAGACUGUGACCGUAUGGAAUUUUGAAACCAGAAGAAUGUUGGCGAAACUCACGGGUCACACAGGUACUGUGGUGGAUGUGGAUAUCCAUCCUCAAUUGCCUCUCAUAGCGAGUUCAUCUACAGAUGGAACUAUUAUAUUGCGCGACCUCGUGGUCUAA